AUGAUCAAAGGAACACAAACACCCAUAAAUAAGGAGGAAUUAAAAAAAUUAAAUCAAAUUUUAGAAUAACUUAUAGAUUCAAAUGAUAGUUUAGAAUUUCGAUCACCUGUUGACCAUAAAACUCUUGGUUUGCAUGAUUAUUUGAUAGUAAUAAAAAAACCUAUGGACUUGGGUACGUGUUCGAAAAAAUUAUAAAAUUCAGAAUACAAAUAUGUAGAAGAAUGCUUAGAUGAUAUUUAAAAAAUAUGGGACAAUUGCAAGUUGUAUAAUGGUCCUUCUAGUGUAAUUAUCCAUUUUAUUCUAGUGGAUUACUAAAUUAUCUGAGAAACUUGAAAAAUCUUUUAAAAAAUAUGUUAAAAAUUAUCUCCCAUUAGUUAAUUUGCCUUAAAGCUCAGUAAAAGUGAAAAAGAUUACUGAAGAAAGUGGUGUAUAAGAGGACACUUAAUAAACUAUUUCACAUAAUGAGAAGGUAGAAUUUUCAAACAAUUUAAAAUAAUUAAAUCCUGAUUAGAUUGGUGGAAUAGUUUAGAUAAUAUAAGCUAAUAGUCCAAGUGCCUUUGUUGUAGUCAAUAAAGAGCGAUUUUAGAUCAUAAUAGAUAAUAUUGAUUUUGAUACUUUUGUAAAAUGUUAGAAUUAAAUUUAAUCUUGGAUGACUGGAGAAGAGGUUAAUAAGAAGGUUAAAAUAUGA
Molecule: messenger RNA, 688 nt
Organism: Paramecium pentaurelia
Lineage: Eukaryota; Ciliophora; Oligohymenophorea; Peniculida; Parameciidae
Source: the annotation of a GenBank genome assembly